Messenger RNA from Emys orbicularis (European pond turtle), 980 nucleotides. It is a transcript of the gene NGRN, whose product is annotated as neugrin, neurite outgrowth associated. The record is from RefSeq and is a predicted model, not a curated record. The transcript is spliced from 3 exons. Gene Ontology annotation, cellular component: nucleus. Bases 1 to 888 code for a protein of 295 amino acids. NCBI's taxonomy places the organism in Eukaryota, Metazoa, Chordata, Testudines, Emydidae.
AUGGCGCGGCCGCUGCUGCCUCGGGCGCUGCGGGCUGCGGGGCUGAGCCGCCUGCUGGCCCGGGGGGCGGGGCCGGCGGACCCGGCGCUGCAGGAGGCGGAGAGGGCACUGCAGCAGCAGAGGAAGGCGGUGAGGCUGCGGAGGCUGAGGAGGGAGCUGGAGCCCGCGGGGCCCCCCCAGCGCAGCCUGAGCUGGCAGGCCAUGGAGCAGAUCCGGUACCUCAGGCAGGCCUUCCCCGAGGAAUGGCCCGUGGCCCGUCUGGCCCAAGGUUUCUGUGUCAGCACGGAUGUCAUCCAGAGGGUGCUGAGGAGCAAGUUCUCUCCCCCGCUGGAGCGAAGGAUGAAGCAGGAUGCCAAGGUGUUGGGUAAACAGGGGAGCCGGGAGCAGCAGCCUGGCCCAGACCGGAGAGCUGAGCUGGUGGCUGUGUCUGCAGGAGAAGCAGCUCGGCAGCUGCUACCUGCCAGGCCCAAGGACAUGCCCCAGUCUGGAGCCCUUAUCGCGCCUGGGGGCCAGUCCAGCAGCUCAAAACCCCAGAGAAAUCGGCAGCUUUGGAGAGCUGGGGAGAGGCAAAACAGAAGGAAGGCCCAACUGGAGCCUCUUCAGGAGGAUGGAACCAAGCCUGUGGCUGGGAUGGAAGCCGCCCUCGUGAGAAACUCUUCGGCAGGAGGAGACGCUGAAGAGUGGGAUGGCGAGGUCCUGAGUGAGGAAGAGCUGGAGGAGCUGGCCGCAGAAGGCCGGGGCACCGGCACCAAAGUGAUGCAGAGAGGACAGGAAUAUUUUGACAGCAAUGGGAAUUUCUUGUAUAGGAUCCCAGCUAGACUAGCCCAUGGGGAGGGGGAGAACAACAUGCAGCCCUUUCCCCAGUCUGGUGGUGAAAAGAGUGGGUAGGGUGUGGGUUGGCUUCUCUUACUGUCGGCCUGCCCAGGGCGUGGGGUUGGCUCAUGUUGCUGUCCUUUCCACCCAGGGAAAAAUAAAAUAGU